UUCCAUUUCACACAAGUAGUUCUUGCUUCAACAGUGUUUGAACGGAACUUCGUCCCGCGGACUAUUACUUCAGCCAGCCUGAAUCCGGACACGAGCACAAACUUUACUACUUGAACACCACUGAGAAACAAGUCGCUGUGAAGCUUUAUUUUUGUACCCAUUUGCUAAGAAAAAAGAACCGAAACCCCUCAAGAAACGCCAGUAAAAUGGAGUCUCAGGUGCGUCAGAACUACCACCGCGACUGCGAGGCCGCCGUCAACCGGAUGGUCAACAUGGAGCUGUUUGCCUCCUACACUUACACGUCCAUGGCCUUUUACUUCUCCCGUGAUGAUGUGGCCCUCGAAGGCUUCGCUCAUUUCUUCAAGGAGAACAGCGACGAGGAGAGGGGGCACGCCGAUAAGCUGCUGGCCUUCCAGAACCACCGGGGAGGACGCAUCUUCCUCCAGGACCUCAAGAAACCAGACCGCGAUGAGUGGGGAAGCGGGCUGGAGGCCAUGCAGUGUGCCCUGCAGCUGGAGAAGAAUGUCAACCAGGCCCUGCUGGACCUGAACAAACUGGCUUCGCAACACGGAGACCCACAUAUGUGUAACUUCCUGGAGACCAACUACCUAAACGAGCAGGUGAAGGCCAUUAAGAAGCUUGGUGACUACAUCUCCAACCUCUCCCGCAUGGACGCCAGCAAGAACAAGAUGGCGGAGUACCUGUUCGACAAGCACACCCUGGCGAGCAAGAGCUAAAUGUGCCAAGUCGCAGGGUCGAGCCUGGAGUGGAAAUGUGUCCGGGUCCAGUGAGCGUACAUUUACAUCAGAUCUGCUAAAUGUAACGAGUCAACAAGUUCUGGUGUCACUGUUUUUAUUUUAAAUGUCAUUUAAGCAAGGCGAUUCAUAGGUCAUGACUUUGCCCUCAUGACCUAUAAAUCUCUUGUGACCUUUAUUACGACUACUGUGACUGAAUGUUUCUGAUCCGUUCCUAAUCUGAAUAAACAUUUUGAGCUGGACUGUGGCGUCUGAUCUGCAUCUGUUACGCAGGCUCUAGUGUUUACACACUCUGAUCAAACUAUGCUAGUUAAAUUGCUGGAUAACUCUUAAAUCUGGCUAAUCCUAACUCUCUUGUAAUGUGUACAUGUUCAUAAACGACUUCCUAAAUUCAACAGUCAAAAGAGGUUUUUUUUUUUUUUUCCUCAUCGGCUUUUCUAGUCCCCUCGGUUCAACCAAGUGAUGCCCUGAUUCCUUCCAGGCUACUUUUUCCUAACUGAAUAAACUAAGGAAUUUAUAAAUGGCACACUACCACUACAUAACUGUUAAUUCCUCAACUGGUGUAAUAGUUUUACUUACUUUUUUUACAAUGUCUAACACUGAUGCUGUUAUGGAUGACUGACUGGUGCCAAUAAAAGUUAUACAAAGCU
This is a messenger RNA of Cyclopterus lumpus (lumpfish), 1405 nucleotides long. RefSeq names its product ferritin, liver middle subunit-like. Gene Ontology annotation, cellular component: cytoplasm. The record is from RefSeq and is a predicted model, not a curated record. Gene Ontology annotation, biological process: iron ion transport; intracellular iron ion homeostasis. The transcript is spliced from 4 exons. Bases 207 to 737 code for a protein of 176 amino acids. Lineage: Eukaryota; Metazoa; Chordata; Actinopteri; Perciformes; Cyclopteridae. Gene Ontology annotation, molecular function: ferric iron binding; ferrous iron binding.